CGGACCUCGAAAACAUCCACACUUGCUAUCGUUCGUCGUCGUCCUGGCACACUUCAAGCGCCAUUAUUUUUCCCACGCAGUCCCAUGCUAGAGAUCCUCACGCCCCUGCCCUGCCUGACUUGCUGCUGCCAUGGCGAGCCUUUUGCCUCGCUGCACGUCCUUGUCCUAAAACUUGACCAGCCUCUUUCAAACCACUCCUCCUCAUCGCUUCUGUCGUUGCCCACUGGCCCCCGAGAUGCGAGAGCAAGCCACCGUGUAAGAGGGGAACGACGCACCUCGUCCAACCAAACCUGGGUGUUGGAACGCAUCUAGCUCUGAAGAUAGAGACAGAGAGUUGAUUGACGUUUACUCCGCUUCUUGCGACCCAAGGCUUGACCCAAGAAGUGCUGUCCCCCUCCCCUCGACCCUUGUCAAUCGAUCGUCUUUUUUUCUCUUGAACCCACGCACGCGGUUGCCAGAAAUCCUCAUAACUUGGGUCGAGGCCCCCCCUGUUCAUUUUCACAGCUGGGCUGCCUUUUGACAUCUGUGUCCUGUACAGAUACCAGGCAACCUGCCCAUUCACCGACAGGAAAAAAGCACGGUCCUGUCUUUGCAUUCCUGGAUAUCCAAUUCCCAUCCACUCCCAUUUCCAUUCCAGCCUUCUUCGUGCAGGCAUGAAACAUAGCUAGCUACAUUUGCCCCCCGACAGCCGGCUACGACAUCCUUUCAAAUCUCGAGAGUCAUUACUUGACCAGUUCUUGCCGAGGAGGUAAAAAACCAUGAGGCGUGCUGCAGGUCGAGUGACUUUUGAGGAUAUUCGAUCAGCUGGGCUGAGAAGGUGGGAUGGUCGAUUGAGAAUCACGACUGACUGGAUCAAUGUCUUUCAUGAACCAGAGCUGUGCUGGCCUACAGGAGAUUGUCUGGUCUAUCUACGUGAACCUGGCCAGUCCAGCAGAGGACCAGCUUUCCGGGUACACACGGCAUUCCUCAGAGUCAAGGGAUUCGAGUCUUUGGUCGAGCGUUGUGUAGUCAGGAACUCGAUUCAUGCGGCGAGCCAAUGCGUCCUACCAAAUUGUCCAGGUUGUGACCCCGAGCAGUCGCUUCUCGAAUUGUAUAUCCCAGCACCGUAUGGAUCCGGACUCGAGGAAACAUUUGAUCACCAUGUCACUACCAGGAACUUCUUCGCAUGGCUAUACAAUCGACCGUUGGCUGGAAGGACACUGGGCAAAGCGCUGGUCGAGCUGAAGAAGAGGAUAGAUGACUACCGCGCCGAUGAUAGCUCGCAGAACAAGCUCGAAGUUGUAUCUUACGCCGAGAAUCAGAGGUAUCUGGACUUCAGGGAAUGUGUCGACCAUUCCCUGGCAGCGCUUCAUCUGGCCGAGAACCUUAGGAUUGAAGAUCUCUGGGUUGAUGCCUUCUCCCAUUGUGUGGGUAUGAGCCAUCGUGGUCUACGCUCGAGUAUCGAGUACGCGAUGGUCAGCUCGAGGGCCAAGUCUCUCAUCAGCCACGCAAGAACUGAAAUGGACACUCGUCUGCAGAAUGUGGACGAAGCAUUAGUAGACUUCUUUGAGGACGAAAUCUCUGACAGCUUCCUGGGACUGCCCCAGACAGCAAAGGACCACUUGAACAGGACCCGCGCCUUCUUCAAGAAAAUAUACGUGGAGCGUUACGGUUCAUGGCCGCCUUCGGACUUUGAAGAGGAUUCGGUCAAACAAACGGUGUAUGCGGCGAUAUUCAGUGACUUCCAGAACCUUUAUCAGCACCUGGUUGACCCGAACUCCGCUCCAGGUAUGGAAGAGACCGACAUCAGCAAGACUGGAGGGAUGUGCACGAUACAAAACAUCCAGGCAUUUGACGCAAAGCAUGAUUUUGAACCUCUGGCGCAACCGCUUCCACUAAUGCCAACUGCGCUGGAGUCCGUCUCGAGCCAGCGCUCAAAGACGCAGCGAAGAAAGUCCUGGAACCCGAUACAGAAGAGAAAGGUCGACAGGGAGGCUCGAAAACAACGUGACAAGCAAGCUUUGGUUGCUGCUUCUAAUAGGGAUGUGCUGGUCAUGAAUUCCGAAGUGGUCAGGAAGUUUUCUGAGUAUGAGCAACAGACUGUUGACGAUGACCUCGAGGGACUCCCGAUCACAGAAGGGCGAAAAGUGCGAUGGAUGCUUGUCUACGCAAUUCUACAAGUGUUUCACGGCGUGAUGCAUGCUCCAAAGCAGGUCCGUAACACGCGCGGGUUGACUUACUCGCUCUGUUGCCAUCCUCCCAAGCAGCUACCAUGGCAAGGAGCACAACGUCCCAUGCUCCGCUCGAUGACCGCUAGUGUCUCCCAAGUGGAGUUGGUGCCGGACCAGAGCUAUUCUCACACAAAUACAUCCGCCUCUGCUUCACCAGUCAUCGAGGAGAUGAUUUCGCGAGGGAGGUCGUUCAAGGCUCGUCGACGUACACUUCCCGCCCAGCUUGAAGGAGCUUUGGCGGGGGCGCCUUGGAUGAUGACCAAGACUCCCCCAAGCUCGCGGUCAUCAUCUUUGAGAAGACUGAUGUCGAGAAGGUCGCGCACCACACCGGAGCCGAUGCCAACCAUUAAACGGCCGGCAUUCUGCCAGAUCUACGUCGAAGGCUACGGCAAUGGCUUGAACGAGAUCAACCGGGAAACCAUGGCUACAAAAAUGGUAGCAUCUGAGCUUACGGCUGAACCAGAAGCGAAUCAUGAUCUCAUCAGGGAGGAGUUCCCCGAACCACAAGAGCUGGUCGGCCACGAGGUGCACGAACUCGACGCCGCCAGCGCAGGCGAGAGUCCCACUGCUCAACAAGGUGCUGCUUCUGUCCCCAUCCUCGAAGACGAGCCUUCAACGCCACCGGAAAUGUCUCGCGAAUCAUCCUCGGCCUCGGCGAACAGCAACUGGUCGAAGAAGAGUAGCCGUGACAGCGACAGCGACGAACUCGCCCCCACCACGCCCGCGGACGACACGAUCUGCACAUUGCAGGAGAUACUGAGGUCGACGCACAGUCUCAAUAUCGAAGGUGGUAGACCGACCGUAGGAAAGAGGACGUCUUCACUCACGCCGGUAUCUGCGGAUAUGAUUAGAGUUGUGGCUCACCACGGCGCGAGUACCAGCCCGAGCACGAUGAGAAGUUCCGACCACGACCACGACCACGACCACGACCACGACCACGAUCACGAUCACGACCGCGACCAACUCAACGACGCAAUGUCGGUGCCAUCUAUCCAUUUCAACACCUUGACUUGGGAUAGGAUUUUGGAUCAGCAUGCCGUGAGGAAGAGACCUGUGACGGCACCUGCGACGAGUUCGAUUCAGGUUGGCGCAUGACGAACCGUUGGCCGUCGACCAUUGAUCCCCAACCAUCCACCCUAAAAACCUGGGUUCAUAUAUGGUGUGGGGACACUGUUGUUUGUCCGUGUCGACGAUAUCAUCUGCGAGCCAUCAAAAAUACAAACAAACAACAGAACUUGAUGGGAAAGUGAUGUGCCUCUAUGGGAAGGAAGGAAGGAAUCACUAUUCAGGGACCGCAAGGAAUGUCAUGAAUGAGGAUGAUGGGAGGACCACUCUGUUUUUGCCCUAGUUUUCUACACCGUCUUUUUUUUGGUUGUGAAUGGGAAGAAAAGUACCACGGCCACCAAUUUUGACGGAUAAUUUUAUCAUGAUGAACCACGACCAAAAAAGAAAAUAGAAAAAACAAGGGGUGCACCUCUAACCCUCGGUUGAGAACUACAAAAUACCAAAGAGGGAGCACGCGAUGAGGGAUGACUAGGCUGGUAUGUUUAAUGGAGGGUAUAAUGGAACGGAAAAUGGGACUUUCUUUGACAGAAAGAAAGGGGACGAGAAGGUCGAUAGAAGAGUAUGAUUGUCAAUACGAG
Messenger RNA from Exophiala oligosperma, 3853 nucleotides. RefSeq lists its product as uncharacterized. Lineage: Eukaryota; Fungi; Ascomycota; Eurotiomycetes; Chaetothyriales; Herpotrichiellaceae. The transcript has 3 exons. The record is from RefSeq and is a predicted model, not a curated record. Bases 759 to 3305 code for a protein of 848 amino acids.